This is a messenger RNA of Fragaria vesca subsp. vesca, 760 nucleotides long. RefSeq lists its product as uncharacterized. NCBI's taxonomy places the organism in Eukaryota, Viridiplantae, Streptophyta, Magnoliopsida, Rosales, Rosaceae. The transcript has a single exon. Gene Ontology annotation, cellular component: membrane. The record is from RefSeq and is a predicted model, not a curated record. The coding region runs from base 14 to 760 and encodes 248 amino acids.
UCUAGGGUUUCAAAUGGAAACACAGAGCCCAAUAAUCCUCCCACCCCUCCCAAUCCUCUUCUCCUUCUUCUUCACCAUCUACCUCAUCGCCUACUUCAUCGUCUUCCGCACAUGGAGCCCCAAGAUCCGACCCGAAGCCUCCAGCUGUCUCAUCUCCCUCGCCCACGGCACCCCCGCCGUCUUCUUCUCCUCCUACGCCCUCCUCUCCGAUCCCUCCACCGGCUUCGCCGCCGCCAACACGCGCCUCCAGAACUCCGUCCUCGAAUUCAGCGUCGCCUAUUUCCUCAUGGAUCUUCUCCACUACCUAAUCUUCUUCCCCGGCGACGUCCUCUUCAUCGGCCACCACCUCGCCACGCUCUUCGUCUUCCUCACGUGCCGCUACGUCGCCUCACGCGGCGCGUUGGCCGUCCUGGGGCUCCUGAUCCUCGCCGAGGUCACGAGCCUCUGCCAGAACGUGUGGACGCUCGCCAACGCGCGGCGGAGGGAGGUGGAGUUCGCCGCCAAGGUGUAUGAUUUCUUGUCUCCUCCUUUUUAUGUGCUCUAUUCGAUUGUGAGGGGCUUUGUGGGCCCUUAUUUCGUGUAUAGGAUGACUGCUUUUUAUGCUAGCGGCGCCGCCGAGGGGUUGAUUCCCCGGUGGGUGUGGCUUUCGUGGAUUGUUGUGGUAGUGGCUGCUAUUUCUGUUAGCAUUAUGUGGAUUUCGAAUCUUUGGGUGGAGUUGUUUAGAGAUAGGAGUGGCAAGUUGGAAAAGAAAACUAGAUAG